Messenger RNA from Onychomys torridus (southern grasshopper mouse), 569 nucleotides. It is a transcript of the gene Spink2, whose product is annotated as serine peptidase inhibitor Kazal type 2. The transcript has 4 exons. Gene Ontology annotation, molecular function: serine-type endopeptidase inhibitor activity; protein binding. Bases 45 to 317 code for a protein of 90 amino acids. The record is from RefSeq and is a predicted model, not a curated record. NCBI's taxonomy places the organism in Eukaryota, Metazoa, Chordata, Mammalia, Rodentia, Cricetidae. Gene Ontology annotation, biological process: spermatid development; negative regulation of serine-type endopeptidase activity.
ACUCAUUGACCGCUGCUCCAGAGCCUUCCAGCAGAGCUGGGAGGAUGGCUCUGAUGAUGCUGCAAUUGGUGCUGUUGCUACUGGCCGGGGAUGUCGCAGUCUUCUCCGACUCUUUCGACUCUUCCAACUCUCACCUAAUUCAGCCAUCAGAACUCAGAACACCAAACUGUGAUCAUUAUGACUACCCAGCAUGCCCCAGGAACCUGAGCCCCGUGUGCGGAAGCGACAUGAACACUUAUGGGAAUGAAUGUACUCUGUGCAUGAAGAUUAGGGAGGAUGGGAACCCUCUUAAAAUCAUCAAAGACUCGCCUUGCUGAUGGUCAGUUUACGGAAGAGCGGCUGGAAAACCCCCUACUCCGGUGCCUCCUGCUAGAACCCCACUCCUUACGCCCCCCACUCCCCACCCCCGUUUCUUUGCACAGCUCCUGCUGACACACCUUCUCCUCAAGGAGGUGUGGAAGACAGAGAUGUGCAGGGGUCCAUAAACUUCUCAAACUCCCGCUCGGGGCUUCUGCCUUGCAGUUCAGUUUAGUCAAGCUUAUGGCCCUGGUGACUUUUGCAUUGCUUUA